Hippocampus comes (tiger tail seahorse) is the source of this 4399-nucleotide messenger RNA. RefSeq names its product layilin a (gene layna). The record is from RefSeq and is a predicted model, not a curated record. The transcript has 7 exons. Bases 2452 to 3912 code for a protein of 486 amino acids. Lineage: Eukaryota; Metazoa; Chordata; Actinopteri; Syngnathiformes; Syngnathidae. Gene Ontology annotation, molecular function: hyaluronic acid binding.
CUGUCAAACAGGAAAGAUUUUUUAAAAAUACAUUACUAAACAAAUCAAUGUAUCUAUUAUUUUUUUUAUCGGAAUGAGAAAUCCCACAAGCAUGACAACGCCAUGCAAAUUAUAAGAAGGCCUAAUGAAUACGUUCCUCGUGCCAGCGUAAAACUAUAAAGAUAACAAACAUUUAUAAUCUGACAAAACAUACUGGUCAGGCGCAUUUUUUCAGUUAUUAUUAGCUAAUUUAGAAUGUUUUUUUUGUUCGUCAGUUCUCAAUGUUAACAAGACCAUCGGAACAUGUUUUGACAGUACAAAAGCCUGAGCCAAACCGUGUUGUUUCGACAGCAUUAAAGUCAAAAGUAAUUAAAACAAUUGCAGGCAACAUAACGUAAUAUUUUCCUUCUCAGUAUGAGCACUAUGUAAGUGCAUAAAAACAAACUAUUUUUUUGUACAAAAUUAAGACUGUAUCAUAAAAAAAAAUGUAAGUGUAGUAAUAAUUCAGUCCUACUUUUAGUGUAGUCACUGUAGUGUGAUUAUAUGUCGCACCUCGAGUGUGAGCACGUUCGCCACCUUUGUUCAUGAGUAGUCGAUUGGAAGUACUGAAUAAAAACGGGAUGUGUUGCAGGUGUAUCUAAUGCUGUGGGUGCUGAGUGGCUACGUCACGCCGCGUUCAUCAUCUUCAACAGUUUCUGUUAACAACUGGUCGUUAAUCAAACCGCAAACAAGAAUGCGCCGUGAAGUUACGACAAGGUUCCAUUAAAAGGCUUUUACGUUUGCUGAUGGAACGUUCCGACUCUCCUUUUGGGUCACCGAGUCGAGGCUUGUUUCCAGCUCGUCUGCUCGGGCCUGCGCAUUGCGGACACCGCUUCUGGUGGCGUGCCAGCAUCCAUUAUUCAAAUCUAAUUUAGUGGAAAUUAUUUUUGGGUUGGCACAUGGUACAGUUUUGUAUGUCUCUGUGGUGCAAAUCAGAAGCACUUGUCAUUGUUUUGUGUGCGUACGCGCGUGCGUGCGUUCUACGAUGCGUGCGCUGCAUUACAAAAGAUGCACAGGCAAGUUUAUGGCCUCGGAGGAGCUUAUUUGACUUGAUCAGCUUACCAUUAUGCUGUCAUGGUUUGACUCAGUGGGAAAAAAAAGUACACUUCGCAAUUCUGCCUAUUGGCUAAACGUCCAACAUGUGGUGAAUUUUCCUUCUGAGUUUAUUUGACACGGGGCACCGCCCACCCGCCUCGUGUGUGCGUGUGGGCGACCAGUGAUGUACGGGGAGCAUCCCCGCGGGAGCAUUCAUCUGGAUUCCCUUUAACUAAUUAGGACGGAGGGAAGAGGAGGUCAACGGGAUGGCCCGAGACAGAGCAUGUGAGAGCGGGAGUCUUAAUUGAAUGAAAGCCCCUGCUGCUCUCAGAUGUUGUAAACAAGAAGGGCUCAGUUACCCAACCCACUUGUCUUCUGCUUAAUUGUCCACCUGCUAACCUCAACGUGACACCCUCCCAUGUAAACCCCAGACUGGAAUCAAUCAAACAUAAGGGUAUUAGCAGCUGCAGCAAUUCUGCCUCGUCGUCCCCGUUCCUCGCCAGCCCACACAGCAGAUUCCUGAUGAAGCAUCCCGCUUCCUCAAACUUCGGCUGAUCUGUCUCUCUGCUGCACCUAAAUCAACCUUAUGGGCCAUUUUAGAAAUUACUCCCAUCACAAAGUGCAUACAUUUCCCUUUCCUCCAUUUGUGCUGAGAAUAGUGCGAGGGGCGUCAAUAGCUGCUGAUCCUUGUUAUUAUCCGAUUGGCAAGUUUGAGAGGAAUGUUCGGAAACUUGCCGGACUCUGGCUCGUCCCGCUGAUGGAUUGACGUUUCUGAGUUUGAGGUGCAAAACAAACGUGAAAGGAACAGUCGGACAAGCGCUUGUGCACGUAUUGUUCGUGUGAAACUGGUCACAUAUUCACUAAAGCACAAUGCGGGAAAAACACAUCCGCUGCACUGCACACAUUAACAAGAAAAUCGGGCCUGAUGAAAUUAUAGCUGAUUAUUUUCACGUAACACCUUGGUAAUGAUAAUCCCCUAAAGCGCCCGUCAUAAAACCAAAAGUGAAAUCUGCCUCGUGUCAGCUUUUACAAUGAGAAGCACUUGCGUGAUUAGAUGUCUCUGCGAUCAAUGCCGCCUCUUCUGACGAUCAUUAAGACUGCUCUUAACAGAUUACAGCCCCCUCCCUAACACGCACUGCCCCACCUCCCCCGCCCUUCUCGUCCUCUCUUCCUUGCUCCUCCUUUCUUGACACACGCGCACGCACACGCAAACAUCAGCCUGCAACACACACAAGAGGACCUCUGACUCUUUAUUUCUUCACUUGAACAACAUUUUUUUGGGGGAGAGGGAGGGGGGCGGGGCACUUGGAGCAUCCGAUCGCUCUGGCAAGUUUUGGUUGACAUGUGCUGAUUUUGUCACAGUGAUAUGACAAACUAAGUCACGAGAACUAAAGUCAGAUGCCAGAAACCAUGGAGCGGCUCGCCAUCCUCUGUCACCUCAUGAUUUCAUGUUUCCAUCCAUCAGGAGCCACAAGCCUCAUUACAGGUCAGCGUCUGUGCAAGGCGGGUAACGGCAGGCCGUGUUACAAGCUGGCCUAUUUCUCCGAGCUGCGGCGAAGGCUGAAUUUCGGGGAGGCCGACCUGGCAUGCCGCCGGGAUGGCGGCCAGCUUCUCAGCGUAGAGUCGGCGUCCGAGCAGAAGAUCAUCGAGCAACUCAUCACGGAUCUGAGGCCCACCGAUGGAGACUUCUGGAUUGGGCUGCGGCGUAACCACGGAGAUGAGGACAGCGGCGGCGGCGGCGGCGACUGCUCGUCGCAGUACCACUGGUUGGACGGCACAAAGUCUACAUUUAGAAAUUGGCACUGGGAUGAGCCAUCAUGCGGCUACGAGGUGUGCGUGGUGAUGUAUCAUCAGCCGUCCGCUCCACCGGGGCUGGGAGGUCUCUACAUGUUCCAAUGGAAUGACGACAACUGUGAAACCAAGCACAAUUUCAUCUGCAAAUACACAGCAGACAAGUCAGCUGAUCCCUCUCCUCCAAACUCCACACAUGCAGACACCUUUCCCUCAUCUGUGCCGUGGAAUCCAAGUAACCACAACGCAAAGAGGAGCACAGCCCUGAAUGUGAUCUAUAUCAUCAUCCCCACCAUUCCGCUCAUUCUGCUGCUGCUGACGGUGACCGGCGUCUGCUGCUUCAAAAUGAUCAUCGCACGACGAACGAAUGAGAAGAAGUCAGAAGUACCCGGAACAGAGCCUGGUGCCCGUCCCAGCCCGUCCCCAACUGACGUCUACAAUGUGAUUCGCUCCCAGAAGGACGAUGACUUGGUGUCGGGGCGCCCCCACACCAAAAACACAUCCUUUCUUUGCUCUUCCCCCGACACCCCCACAGGGGAUUACGACAACCUGGGGGGCCGCGACACCGAGAGCGGCUUCGUGACUCUCGCCAGCACUGAGAGCUGCUUCCUCAACUUCGACCUCAACGACCUCAGCUUGGGGCGUCGCGGUACGCGCGACCUCCACAACAGCAGCUUAGGUCGGCCGGCGAAGAGGGAUGUGACCGACGGGACUCUGGCUCGACCCGGACAGUUUUAUGACCGCAGUCUGGGCCGGCGCACCGCCAAGAGCGAGCAUUUCGGCAGCGGCGGCGCCUACGGGGACCACGAGUUGUUCGAUGACAUCAUGGCGGCGAAGAGGGACCUCUACGAGCCCAAAGUGACGCCCGGGAUUCACACGGUCAAGGCGGACUUGUAUCAGACCUACAGCAACAACGGCAACGGGGACUCUUACCAAAGCAUCCUCGGUACGUAUGCAAACCGUAAACCCUACCAGGCCACGCUGGAGAGCUACAGAAGUGGUCUGAAUCCCGACGGAGGGAGGAAAUACUCAAAUGAACAACAGUGGCUCGACAGUGGGAAGUACUGAUGUGUGUGUGUUUGUGUGUGUGUGUGUGUGUGUGUGUGUGUGUGUGUGUGUAUACAGUAAAAUUAUGUCUGGUGAUGGACGUGGGUAAAAAAAAGUUGCAUGCGCAUGGUUUGAAACUGUAAUUUAACUGGAGGAAGACAACUGGAUAUUGCUUGUCAUUAUCAGCAAUACACCCGGAAAGCAUUCACAGCCCUUCACUUUUUGCACAUUUGUAAUAGAUCCCAUGGGUAUGUCAUUAAUAAUUAUGACAAAUUGAGAUCCAAGUACAGAGCAUUACAGAUUUUAGUGAGAAUGAUUUCAAGGGUCGCUUAAGAUGUCAGCUGGGAUCGGCUCCAGGAGUGUCCAUGACCCGAAUGGGGACAUCAGAAAAUGAUUGAAAAUGGAUGCAUGGAAUUUGGUGAUUAUUUUUUUCCAUGAUCACAUAUCCCUUAUGUUGCAGAGUUCCUUGCCGAAGGGCGACUUUUUGUUUUCUUUUUUUUACCAUGAC